Messenger RNA from Linum trigynum, 702 nucleotides. The record is from the annotation of a GenBank genome assembly. Lineage: Eukaryota; Viridiplantae; Streptophyta; Magnoliopsida; Malpighiales; Linaceae.
AUGGGAAGGGAAAUAGAGCCUCAGAAAUCUGAGCAGCAAGUCUCAUACACAGUGGAGCAGCUGGUAGCUGUGAAUCCUUACAAUCCCGACAUCCUCCCCGAUCUUGAAAACUACGUCAAUGAGCAGGUUGCCUCACAAACAUACAGUUUAGAUGCAAAUCUCUGCCUUCUUCGCCUUUAUCAGUUUGAGCCAGAGCGGUUGAGCACCCAAAUUGUUGCUCGCAUUUUGGUUAAGGCCCUUAUGGCAAUGCCGGCUCCAGAUUUCAGCCUUUGUCACUUUUUGAUCCCAGAAAGAGUGCAAAUGGAGCAGCCGUUCAAGACUCUGAUUGUCCUCUCACAUUAUCUUGAGACUGGUGGGUUUCGUCUAUUCUGGGAUGAAGCAGCUAAGAGUCGGCAUAUUGUUGACGCUGUACCAGGGUUUGAGCAAGCUAUCCAAGCAUAUGCAGUUCACGUCCUUUCUUUGACCUACCAAAAGGUUCCUAGGUCCGUGUUAGCAGAGGCCAUCAACAUUGAAGGUUUGUCGCUGGACAAAUUCCUCGAACAGCGAGUGGCAGACUGUGGGUGGGUUAUAGAGAAGGGCCAAGGUGGUGGUCAAGUCAUUGCUCUUCCUAAGACUGAAUUCAACCAUUCUGAGCUCAAGAAGAACUCCGGCGAUGCUGUCCCAUUGGACCACGUCACUCGCAUCUUUCCCAUUCUUAGCUGA